CUACAUGGGGGAGAUCAGGAGGUUGCAGGAGAAGGAGCUGGAUCUGGCCGAGCUGGACAGCGAGGACUCGUCCUACCUGCAGGAGAGCAGGUUGAAGCGGCGCAUGAUGCGCAUCUUCCAGAGGCUCUGCCAGCUCAAGCGCUGCAGCAGCUUGACCGGGAGGGUCAUCGAGCAACGCAUCACCUACCGGGGCACCCGCUACCCCGAGGUCAACCGGCGCAUCGAGCGCUUCAUCAACCGCCCCGAGGCCUUUCCUGACUACUCGGACAUCCUGAAGGUGAUCCAGGAGGACUCUGCCCGCCACAGCUUGGGCGUGGCCCGGACCAGUCAGGACGCCUUCCGGGAGGUGGGGAACCGUCUGCAGGAGAGGAGGCACCUCGACCUGGUCUACAACUUUGGGAGCCACCUGACCGACCAGUAUCGGCCUG
This is a messenger RNA of Chaetura pelagica (chimney swift), 428 nucleotides long. RefSeq names its product death domain-associated protein 6-like. Gene Ontology annotation, molecular function: histone binding. The record is from RefSeq and is a predicted model, not a curated record. NCBI's taxonomy places the organism in Eukaryota, Metazoa, Chordata, Aves, Apodiformes, Apodidae.